Molecule: messenger RNA, 2451 nt
Organism: Orycteropus afer afer
Lineage: Eukaryota; Metazoa; Chordata; Mammalia; Tubulidentata; Orycteropodidae
Gene: MROH9
Product: maestro heat like repeat family member 9
Exons: 20
Coding region: 1-2451 (816 amino acids)
Cellular component (GO): cytoplasm
Source: RefSeq, a predicted model, not a curated record
AUGACAACAGAUAUUGAACAAUAUCACAACCAAAGCCUGAUUCUUAGCAUUUCACAUGUAAACUUCAUGGAUCCUGUUCUGCAAUAUGAAUUGCAAUUGAUGUUCAUAGAGUCUGUUUUUAAAAUGCUAAUGGCUGUCCCAAGAAUAAACAAAGUAAAAGAAGUAAACCAUUGCAGUAAUUAUGAGGAGAACCUGCUGGUUUUAUAUCAAAAUAUUUUUAAUGUAUUUGAAGAUACUCUUCUGGUCUUAGUGUCUAAAGACCUCUAUAAACUACAGAUCUUAAAGGAAAUAGUCAUUUGGAUGAGUAAAGAUAGCUCAUACAUGCAGGAAAGGAUCAUGGAAAUCAUAAGUAAAGUGCUAAGCUUUGCAUCUGAGAAAGUCAAGGCACAUAGAAGUGUGGAUGCUCCAUGUUUGGGUGAACUGGCAGCAGAAAUGUCACUUUUAUGUUCUCAUUCUGAUCUUGCAAUCACAGAACAAGCAUCCUUGGGAAUGUAUCACCUCCUCUGCAUUGCAAAAUGUCAGAAUGAAGAUAUUUUCAAAAACUAUCAGAAGCUUGAAAGUAGUAACACAACUUCUCAUCCUGAGACAGAAUUUCUUCCCAUGAUCUUGAAACGAGACAAAAGUAAAAUUGCUCAGAAUGUAGGAGAAAGCUUAAUGCCAUCUUUGCUGACUAAUUUUGUGUGGCAUCUCCUGAUGAAACUCUCUGAAACUAAUUACAAAACGGUGUUCGAGGCUGCAACUAUGCUGACAAUGACUUUGGAAUAUCAUGCUGAUAAAGUCACCAUGGUGUCUAAGAUUGUGGAUACUAUUUACAAGAAAUUGUGUGGAAAUUGUACUUACUUUAUGAAUCAUGCCAUGUUGCGGGUCAUUACUUUGUUAACACGUACUUCACCAAAGAAAGUCAUCUUUCAACUUAUGGACUACCCAGUCCCAGCAGACAACACUCUGUUAAUGAUGUGGCUUGCCGCCGGUUCUGAAGCAAGUGUGGCCCCUCACGUGCUGAAUACACUCUUGCUAAUACUGAAAGGAAAGCCUGGGGAGAUGCUUGACAGCUCAACAGGAAGAAGACGUCUCUCUCUGGAUGCUACUAACAUGAUGCCUGUGGCGGCUUCCCAAGCCUUGUGCACUUUGCUGCCUGCUAGUUCUUACAGGAAAGCAGUGGCCCAGUUCUUCCCCCAGCUCUUGAUGGCCCUCAUGCUUCAAGUCUGCUACAGCAGUGACCUGAGACUGACCAAAAGUUACAGGCCGUUCUUUGCCAGAGAUGCCCUGAGAACCCUGCUGAAAUGUUCUGACCUGCAAGAGGUAGACAAUGCUCUUCAGAAAAAGAGGUGCUGGAGCCAGUUUUCCCACAUGCUGUUUUACCCUCAUGGGGUCUACCUUGUUGCCAAGACACUCGGUGAAUAUCACUUUCCACAGUUUGUAGAAACCUUGCAUUAUGUCUACAAGCUUUCGGUAGAAGAUCCUAGAAGGUCAGAAGACAGUAUCACCAUAGCAAUAUUCCUCAUUGAAGUGAGUUUUAUUAGGGGACUGUUAAGAGUUUUUAAUGCCAAACUGAUUUCUGAAAAUGCAGUGCCAGCCGAUGCUCCCACGGCAGUCUGGGGGUGUGCUCUUCUUCCCACACUCACCACCACUCAAGAGCUUUCCAAUAUAGAAAACGUCUGCAGCUUAAUAUUUUCCAUCCUGGAUGCCUUCCUUUCCAAAGACAAGACUGUAGUCAUUCGGGCCUUGCUCACCCUCCGAAAACUUUUAGCAAAACUGGACAAGGUGAUCUAUUCUUCUGUGUGCAGAAAGAUAGCUUCCCGCUAUUCUCUUCUAAUGGAACAUAGUAAUGGAGGCAUUCGGAGCAUGGCCAUCUGGCACUUUGGUGAAUUACUCAAGGACAUGAAUCAGUACACAUGGAUGCUCAAUGAUGUGGUCUUGGAAGUCUUGGUGCCUCUGAUCCUGUUUUUGGGAGAUACAGAAUUAAGAGUAGUUAGAGCAUGUAAAUAUACAUUAAAAAUCUAUACCUCACAGUUAAACUGGUCAACAUCAUAUUGGCUCAACGGCAGUAAUUACAAUUUUGAGAUGGUGGUGCUUAGCAUCUGCAACAAUCUUUACGUUUCUCACUGGAGAUACAUUACAGCUUUGAUAUCUGAUACCUUAGGAUUUCUGAGGAGCUCCCAUGCAUAUCUGAGGAGAGGGGCAGUUAUCUUAACAGGGUACUUGGCAAAAUUGUGUGGCCAUUUACUGUUCAAAGAUGAAAUUGAAAGUAUGCUUGAUGCUAUUGAACAACUGCUGAGGGAUGAAGACCCUGUGAUCAAGAAUUUGGCCAAAAAAACCCAGAAGGUUAUUAAGGAAACAGAGCAUAGACUGACCUCCUCAAGUAUUAAACAAACAUUCCAAAGAUUGUUUAACUUCUUCUACUUCAAAAAAAUGAAGAUAAUUUAUCAUUAUUCUGAGACCCGCACAUGA